Molecule: messenger RNA, 1888 nt
Organism: Purpureocillium takamizusanense
Lineage: Eukaryota; Fungi; Ascomycota; Sordariomycetes; Hypocreales; Ophiocordycipitaceae
Gene: RER2
Product: diphosphate specific
Exons: 3
Coding region: 559-1677 (372 amino acids)
Cellular component (GO): endoplasmic reticulum; lipid droplet; dehydrodolichyl diphosphate synthase complex
Molecular function (GO): ditrans,polycis-polyprenyl diphosphate synthase [(2E,6E)-farnesyl diphosphate specific] activity
Source: RefSeq, a predicted model, not a curated record
UGUACCCCGUAAGCCAACGAGGGCCGCCAUAUACAUCGCCUGCCACAGCCACAGGCCUUCUGACCAAAGCUUGAAAGUGCGAGUUCAGGUGGCCCAGCGCCGCUCCCAGCAAGGCGUCCAAUUGCGGCUCGCAAGCACCGCCUCCAGCCCGUUUUCGAGCAGCCCCCCCUGCGACCACCCAAGCCCGCCAUCCUUCAGCGCCAAGGGGCCACAUUGCCCCGAACAAGCUCUGCGGGACUCGGGAGCCCGUCUGCUCCCGUCGCGCCUCGUCAGCUGCAGCCAAAACUUCCCAUCUGCCCUGGCCACCACCUCUCGACACCUCCAAGACACCGCCAACACUGCCCCGGGCUGUCGUGGCCUCUACUCCUUGGUCUCCUUCCCCUCUUGCCGCGUACAUCGCCCCAUUGCCGCCACCCUCAUCCUACUUGCGACGAUGCUGCGUAAAAGCGACGCUUCCCUCACCCGCUAACCUCAAGACCCCGUCGCGUUCCUCCCCUAUUCCGAACGCAGCCUCGGCCCUCGUUUCCUCCAAUCGACGCCCCAGCCUGCUCGCCCAUCAUGCCCAGCUCCGUAUCUUUACUGCGCCGUCUGAUCCUCGAGUCGCCGCCAGGAGAAUGGGCUCUGAACCAGCUUCGCAGCCUGCUUAUUGGUGCUCUGCGGCAGGGGCCUAUUCCUCAACAUGUCGCAUUCGAGAUGGACGGCAACCGGCGUUACGCCCGAUCGCAUCGAAUGGAAACCGUUGAGGGCCAUCACCGUGGCUUUGAGGCGCUCGCCCGGAUCAUGGAAAUCUGCUACAGGUGCGGUGUCAAGGUCGUCACCGUCUACGCAUUCAGUGUCGAGAACUACAAUCGCCCCAAGCACGAAGUCGAGGGGCUUAUGCAGCUGGCCAAGGUCAAGCUAGAACAGCUGACCACGUACGGAGACAUCCUCGACCGCUACGGCGCGUGCGUCCGAGUUCUCGGCCAGCGAGAGAUGAUACGGGAAGAUGUCCUGCAGGUUGUGGAUAAGGCCGUGGCAAGGACGAAGCACAAUAACAAGGCCGUCCUCAAUAUCUGCUUUCCGUACACAUCAAGAGCCGAAAUCACGACCGCGAUCAAGUCGACGGUCCAAGAAUUCCUGGCUCCCCCGCCCCCUAAGAACACGCCAUUCUCACCGUCGCGCAUAAGGCAAAAGAUCUUGUCCUCGCAGCUUGAUGGACGCGACCCGUUACCUACAAUCCGGGAUGAUUCGCCGGAUGAUUCAACCGCGCGGGACGGCGACGAGGCAGAAAAGGAGGCCGAGGUCGAUAUGGAUGGUGGGGACUCGUCCUCGGCAACACUACCACCGGACUCGCCCAAGUCACGCCUGUGGUCAGGAGAGGGCUCAUACAGUGCGACCAACCUGCCCAAUCCCGAGAGCAUCACGGUGGAAACUCUCGAGAAGCACAUGUACACCUCCCAGGACCCGCCUCUGGAGCUGUUCGUCAGGACUAGCGGCGUUGAGCGGCUCAGCGAUUUUAUGCUGUGGCAAUGCCACCAGGACACGCAUCUCUUUUUCUUGGAGUGCUACUGGCCCGAUUUCGACCUGCAACAUUUCAUCUGGGUCAUGCUGGAGUGGCAGUGGAGGCAGAAGCAAAAGGAGCGAGACGAUAAUGCAGAGCGGGCGAGAAACGGCAAGGGACGGCGGCUGGUGGAAUAGACGUCGCAUCGAUACCCCAACGGUUCUUUUUAGCGGCUGUGCAUGUCCUAGGAAGGAGCAUGGGUGCUGGCAACACCCUUGGUGCUGUGCAGGGGAGGGGUUCGCGAGUGAGGUUUCAUAGCGUCGUUUCGUCUUGUCUCUGCGCGUCCGGUUUGGCGGCGCCAGGUGUUCAAUUACAUGAAGUCACACUUCCAUGCAUCACACGAAGUCA